AUGCCUCCUGCCCCGCGCUGCACGGGACAAAUUAUUUGCCAGAGUUGUCAAGUAACCCUCGCGUAUCCCAUCGGGGCCCCUUCCGUCCGCUGCCCGCUUUGUGCCUCCGUGACGCCCGUGAGGCAAUUCAGCGUUUCAUGUGUUCAAUGCCGCAGUGUACUCAUCUUACCACAAAACACCAGCCUUGCCAUGUGCCCUCGAUGCCGUGCAGUCAUGAGUAUUCCCGCAUGUAUACGCGACGGGCAGUCGAGUUUGUUUCCUCCGAAGGAAUGUGUUUAUAUUGAGCGACCAAUUAAAAGCGAGGCGUCACGGGCUCCGCCGCGUAUUGCCGUUGGAACGAAACUCGACGAUGAUGAUGAUCUGUAA
Trypanosoma brucei brucei TREU927 is the source of this 366-nucleotide messenger RNA. RefSeq lists its product as hypothetical. The transcript has a single exon. Lineage: Eukaryota; Euglenozoa; Kinetoplastea; Trypanosomatida; Trypanosomatidae. Bases 1 to 366 code for a protein of 121 amino acids. The record is from RefSeq and is a predicted model, not a curated record.